AUGCUCCCGACCGUCGUAGCCGCCCUGUUGAUCGCCGCCAUCCAGGUCGUUCAAGUCACCGGCAAAGUGCUGGACAAACAGUUGACCAAAUUUUGCGCGCCGUGUGAUAAGCCAUGUGGGACCCAACCGGAACGGAGGUCGGCUUUCGCGAAAAUCGUUAACGGCAAAGACACUCGGGAAAACGAAUUCGGUUGGGCGGCUACGUUGGCCCGUCGCGGUCAGUUCUAUUGCGGCGGCACGCUCAUCACCAAGAAGCACGUUCUCACCGCCGCCCAUUGCGUCGAGAAUUUCAGCCCUAAAGAUCUAACCGUGACCAUCGGUGAACACGACCGGAAAGUCGACACCGGUCGCAAGUCCGUGCACCACGUGGCCCAUAUACACCGGCAUCAAGACUUCCGGCUAAGCACAUUCGACAACGACAUCGCCAUCAUAGAACUUCGUGAAGCCGCGUCCAUCAACAAUCCGUGGGUGCGCGUCGCGUGCUUACCCAAGUCCGCUGAAACGUCAUACGAAGGUAUCAAGGGCACAGUGAUCGGAUGGGGCAGAUUGGGCGAGCGCAAAAAAUCAUCCAACAUCUUGCAGAAAGUCGACGUACCGAUCAUAUCGAACGCGGACUGCAAGGAAAUGGGAUAUUCACCAGAGAAGAUCACCGGUAACAUGAUAUGCGCUGGAUAUAGGGAAGGACAACAAGACGCCUGUCAGGGUGAUAGUGGCGGACCUAUGCACAGACGUGUAGAUUCUUCUGAUAUCAUGGAAGUCAUUGGAAUCGUGUCUUGGGGCAAAGGAUGUGCCAGAGAAAACUAUCCAGGAGUGUAUACCAGAGUGGCCAAUUACCUGGACUGGAUUAUGGAUCAUACAGGAGACGAAUGCAUCUGUGGAGCCGAAAGUUCCUGA
This is a messenger RNA of Aphis gossypii (cotton aphid), 894 nucleotides long. RefSeq names its product trypsin-like. The transcript has 7 exons. Gene Ontology annotation, biological process: proteolysis. Lineage: Eukaryota; Metazoa; Arthropoda; Insecta; Hemiptera; Aphididae. The record is from RefSeq and is a predicted model, not a curated record. Gene Ontology annotation, molecular function: serine-type endopeptidase activity. The coding region runs from base 1 to 894 and encodes 297 amino acids.